Toxotes jaculatrix (banded archerfish) is the source of this 438-nucleotide messenger RNA. RefSeq names its product NADH:ubiquinone oxidoreductase subunit A2 (gene ndufa2). The transcript is spliced from 3 exons. The record is from RefSeq and is a predicted model, not a curated record. Lineage: Eukaryota; Metazoa; Chordata; Actinopteri; Toxotidae. The coding region runs from base 45 to 347 and encodes 100 amino acids.
GCGGGCUGACAGAACUCCGACGUUGUCCUUGACAGGAAGCUAAGAUGGCGGCCGCCGCAGUCAGGAGCUUGGGCUCUAGUUUAGGAAAAAACCUUCGAGAGAUCCGCGUCCACCUCUGCCAGACCUCCGCGGCCAGUAAAGGGGCCAGAGACUUUGUGGAGCAGCACUAUGUGACUCUGAAGAAAUCCAACCCAGAAUUCCCGAUCUUGAUCAGAGAGUGUUCUGGAGUCCAGGCCCGACUCUGGGCCAGAUACGAUUUCGGUAAAGAGAGCAGUGUCUCUGUGGACAACAUGUCAGCUGAUCAAGUAGCCAAAGCUCUGCAGACUUUGGUUCAGUCCAAACCUUAACACCCCCACAUCCAGGAUGGUCUCACCUACUUCCUUCCUUCAUUGUCUGUAAAUGUGUUGAUGUGAAUAAACAUGAAAGUUGUUAAUGUCA